CUCUAAGCUGUCUGCUUGCCAGUAGAAUCAAAGAGAUCAAGUUCGAUCGGAUUACACACUGUCGGAACAAUAGGUGUUAGCCUCUCAAGGGUUUUUACCUGGAGUUUGUAUUCUGUGCCAUUCUACCAGAACUGUGUACUGUGUGUGUGUGUGUAAACCUGCGUGUUGGAUUUUUCUGUGUGAGAUAUUGACGGAAAUAGCGUCAGCUGACUGUGUUACAGGCUGGUAUUUUACAUACCCACAGUUCGUACUUGUAUUCAUGACGGCAUUCAAGAAUGUUGGCAUUCCUGGCAGAGCUUUUCGUGACAGUUCUUGAAGAUCAAGUCAUUGUGGCAACGUUUAUAUUGACGGCAACUACGUCAAUUUUAUACGUAUUUUUAACCAUCUGUCAGAAUAGAUUUGGCAACAAGAAAGAAAAUGUUGUUUAUGAAAAAGUGAGUAAAGAAAAUCCAGAUAUGGCAGAAGUGGAAUUACCGAGGAAGGAAGCGGACAUUCGUGGAGAGGGCGCCACUGUCAGACGAAUUAACUCAGAGGUUUCGUUCUAUGAGGAAGAAAAAGACAAUAUUAGUAGUAAAAAUGAUCCUUAUAAAGCUUUAGAACGUUCUCAGUCUGAGGCAACUCUGCCCUGGAAUUCAGAAUGCGAUGGCGCCUUCGAUUUUCCUACCAGUCUACGUGAUUUUGAGGCUGCUCACAGUGGUCACAAUGUAUCUGAAUGUACGAAAGUGUAUUUUGAUCUAUCAAGAGCUGAACCAUAUGAAAAGGUUCAGCAUUGUGAAAGUACAACAAGCAUGAAGCAGGUUUACUCUGGAAGAACUCUGGAACCAAUUCCGCAAGAUGAAGAACUUCAGACUGGAGAUUUAUCUCAUAUUUAUGCUAGUCAGCGUUCAAUAUCUAACGAUAGCACGUCCAGUAACGGGAGUGGUGACGUUAAUGAUAUUGGUUAUAAUUAUAAAGGGGUGACAACUACUAAAGAGGUCAGCACAUCAUCAUCAUCAUCGUCAAUAAAAGUCACAAAGACGACGAAAAUACAAGAAAUGUCGAAAUCAAAAGCAUCUGUUAAAUCUAGUUUCCAGAUUUAUGCACAUUCCUUGAAACAGAAAAUCCGACAGCUACAAAUGGGAUCUGUGCCGGAGCAGAUUAUAGCUAUGCAGGAGAUGAACACGUUAAUGGAGCAGGCAUGGUCCAUGCCUAUAUAUGGUCGUGAGGUAGCAUAUGGUCUGUGCGAUAUUUUACGUGAGGAACACGCUUUUGAAAUUAUUGUGAACAACUGUGCCUCGACAAACAGGGAAUUAUUACAAGCGUCUGCUUUGCUUUUGGAGCAGACGUUGACAACAGGGAAUCGUAUUCAAGUUGCAGAUACAGGAUUAGAAACUGUGGUGAAAAUGACAGUCGAUACAAAAUCUGACAAUGGAAUAGCAGAGACUACAACAGGCAUUUUGGAAAGUUUAUUCAAAACCUCAGAAGAAACGUGCUCACGUGUUAUUUAUUUAGGCGGUUUGGACGUGAUCAUUCAUUGGUGUCGUUGUAGUGAUAUAAUGAUUCUGCGACAUUGUGCAAUAGCAUUAUCUAAUCUUGCCUUGUAUGGAGGCUCUGAAAAUCAACAGGAAAUGACAAAGCGUAAAGUACCAGAGUGGUUAUUUCCCCUUGCUUUCAGUGACGAUGACAGUGUACGAUAUUACGCAUGUUUAGCUUUAGCAGUGCUUGUUGCGAAUAAAGAAAUAGAAAUGUCCGUGUUAAAUUCUGGGACUUUGGAACUAGUUCUUCCAUUUAUCGAGAGUCAUAGUCCAGACGAAUUUGCACAAAUGGAUAUAACACAUCGUCAUGGUCGAUCAACGGGCUGGUUAAAAAGACUAGUGCCAGUUUUAUCCAGUAAACGAGAGGAAGCCCAGACGCUGGCUGCCUUCCAUUUUGCGAUGGAGGCAGGAAUCAAAGCAGAGCAAGAAAGAAGAGAUAUUUUGUAUGAUAUUGGUGUGAUAGAGCCUUUAAAACAACUUGCCAGUUCUCCUAAUUGUACAGCUUCCAGGCUGGCAGCACAAGCCCUUAAAAUAAUGGGUGAAGAAGUUCCGAAAAAACUUUCUAAACAAGUUCCAUUAUGGUCAGUUGAAGAUGUCUCUCACUGGGUUGCACAGGUUGGUUAUGGUGAAUAUUGUGAAAGGUUCGAAGAUUGUCAUGUUGAUGGUGAUAUUUUAUUACAACUAACAGAUCUAGAAUUAGCAGAAAGUUUAGAUAUGACUUGUAGAAUAGCACAAAAAAGAUUUUUAAGAGAGUUGAAAGAUUUAAAAAUUACUGCUGAUUACACGUCAUGUGAUCCGUAUAAGCUAGCUGAAUGGUUAGAAGAAAUAUCACCUGAGUUUGCCCAGCAUACGUACAGUAUGUUAAGCUGUGGUGUAGAUCGUCAAUCAUUACAGUUCUUAACGGAUGAUCAUCUCAGAUACGACUGUGGUAUCUAUAAUGGUGUCCAUAGGAUGAAACUUCUAGAAAAAGUUAGAAAACUUAAAAAAAAGUGUGAUGGUAUGACAGAAAUAGCUGGUGAUAUUACUGAUGGAUUAGAAUCUGUCAUGAAGACAAUUGAUUGUUUCAUUAGUUAUAGAAGAUCAAACGGUUCUCAAUUAGCCAGUUUAUUAAAAGUUCAUCUACAGUUACGAGGUUUUUCUGUGUUUAUUGAUAUAGAGAGAUUAUCAGCUGGUAAAUUUGAUGAGAAUUUAUUAAAGAGUAUUAAACUAGCUAAAAACUUUCUACUUGUAUUAACACCUAAUGCUCUAGAUCGAUGUAUUGAUGAUCAGGAGAGUAAAGAUUGGGUACAUAAGGAAAUAGCAGCAGCUAUAGAAGGAGGUUGUAAUAUCAUACCAUUAAUGGACAAUUUUGAUUGGCCACCAGCAGAUAAAUUACCAGCAGACAUGAAAAAUAUUGUGUUUUUUAAUGGAAUUAGGUGGAUUCAUGAUUAUCAAGACGCAUGUGUCGAUAAAUUAGAACAGUUUUUACGUGGUGAAGUAAAUGUUAGAACACGAGGUAAAUUACAACAUAUGGGUAGCCAGGGUUCGUUUGAUCUGCCUAAUGAUGUCUGUGGUUUAAAUUCAUUAGAUAAUUUAUAGUAGUGUGUGUUUGUUAUUAUUUAUUUGUUUAACUCUAACUAUUUAUUGACAAAUCACAGAAAUAAGAACGGAGAUCAAUUCUGAGAAUAAUGUUUGUGGGUCAUUAUUAUUUGUAUUGCAAGUUUGUUAAGCCUGGUUUUAAAACAAUCUUAAAUUUGUGAAACAUGGAACUUGUCAUACAUAUUGAAAUAAGGCACAUAUAACAGAUUUCGUCAGACCCAAAUUUAGACAUUUUCAGGCACAUUUCCUCUGGUGCCUGUCACCUUGACCCAUAGCUGAUGUCUGUUUUCAGUGUUUUUAUCAAUAUUUUAAACAUGUGUCCAGCACGAAGUUCACAAUGGCCAGAAAUAUUUCAGUAGUACAACAAAAUUAUUAUUUCCAUUAGGAAACAAAAACUUUCUUUCACCUGUGUAUGUUUUGACAAACACCGAGUCUGAUCUAGAGAGAUAUAUUUAUAAAAAUUGAAUGAAAAUCAAAAAAGAAUUAAAUUAAAUUAAAAAUGAAAAUGAAAAUGUUCCCCUUUUUUUUCGUAACAAAUACAGACUGUAAACUGCCUAGUUGUGUUUGCUAUAUAUAUUAUCAAUUCAGACGGGCAGCAAAUUGAAAUGUUUAAGGAAAAUUUUGGCUCUGUUAAAAUGCUGUGAAUGAAUAUUGCUUAAUGUAUAUCUCAUAAUCAAAAUCAUACAAUCAAAAUAUGCCUCAUUGUUGGCUUUCAGAUGUGAGUAAUGAUAAGGCACUACAGAUAAAUAUUUAAUCUAUGUAUGAAAUGAAAUGGGGUUUAACGUCCUACUUUUCUGCACCCACUGGGCUAAUGAAGACAGACGUAUGCCAUACAGUGUGCUAUGAGUGAAAUUUUGUCUGGACAACUGUCAAGGCUUCAUUUACAUACACACAUGUACACUGGAUUUCAGCUUUUUGUCGCAUCCGAACAGCUACACGGUGUCCUUUCCAGGCCCUCUGUCCUGCACCACUGACAAGUGGAAAUCAUGCUGGAAAUCCUGAGUAACUUUCAGGACCAACACCAAAAUCAAACUGCAGACUUCCUGCUUAGUGAGCUAGCGCCUUAGACACUGAUCCACAGCAGCUCCAAAUCUAUUUAUGAAUUCCUCCUUAUCUUAAAAUUUUAUAAAGGGCAUUUAUUAUGAUGAUUUCUAAUUUUACCAGUUUAUUUGCAAGAAGGUUGAAGUAGACGAAAUGCAAGAAAGAUUCACAUAGGCUAUGUUGUCUGAAAUAUCACCCUGUAUGGAAGCAGACGUUAAACCCUAGUGUAGUUGUAGUAACCAUAAACAUAUAAUAAUGAUAUUAUUUAUUGUGAAUUAUACAUUAAAAAUGUCUGACUCAUUAUGGUAUUAAAUGUAGUAUUUAUUAUCCUAUCAGUAUUGUUUUAGUUUUGUAGUUUUCUUAGAUAAUUAAAGGUAAUUCUUUUAAUUUGAUUAAUUUUUACCAGUAUGAUUGAAAUAGAAUAUAGACGAUCUAUAGAUAUUAAAGACAACAACUUGAAGUUUAGCAAAAUAAGCUUGGUUAACUUUGGGUAAAUCUAGGUCCAGUCUUUAAAAUUUUAUUGCUGAUUUAAUUUAUAUGCCCAGUAAUUAAUGCUGAGCAGUUUCAGUCGCAUAUUAAAUAGUACUGGUGAGUGAUUUCUUCAGAUUAAUCAGUCCAAAGCAAUCAUCUUGACAACACAGUAAUUAGUGGUAAUCAUUGUUCUCGACAACACAGUAAUUAGUGCUGAGGCUCAAUGAUUAGUAAUCAGUGACAUCUACACACUAAUUACUAUGACAAGUUUGUUAACAAACUAUUGAUGCGAAGUAGACUAUCAUUGAACAUAAUCAACAUUAUCUUUAAGACUAGAUGUAGAAUGAAAUUGAUAUGUAGCCUAUUGUGUUUGUUUUAACUUCAGUAUCAUUGUAUUAAGAUUGAUAAAAGGGCAUUCAUUAUUUCCAAUACAUUUUGUGCUAUUAUUAUAACUUAUAUUUGUGUUGAGUGAUAUAUUAAUAUAAUCAUAUAUCUAUUUGUUUGUUUGUUUAUUGUAGUUCAACAAUUACUUUAUUACUGACUGUAUUUAAGAUAUGUUUAAUAUUAAAAAAACAAGCAUAUGUAAGUUCUGUAUAUUGUAGGGUACAUUGUACCCUUGUUCAAAGCCGAAAUUAAACUUACAUGCCUGUAGAUGUAAGUUUUGUAUUAAGGGUACAUAAUACCCUAGGCUUAAUAAAAAUCCAAACUGAACUUACAUGGAUGCAACUGUAUGGUGCAUCACGCAAUGGACCUCAGCUAGAAAUACAAAAAAUAUAUCAAUAUCUUUCUAUAUUGAUAGACUGAUAAAUUUAAAGAGGAUAUUGAUGUGGGAUUAAUUAGGACUGUAGGACUAGAAUAUAUAGCAGCUAUUGUCAUUUAUAGAUAGUUUGUGACAUACAAGUAGCCUAUGUAAUUGAGUGAUAAUUUUGAUAGCUUCAACAAGAAAACUAGGUGAAAUUAGUUUGACGAUAACCCAUUACCUUACCAUGUGUAUAAAUGAUGCUGUGUUUAGCUUGUUAUUAUACAUCAGACCGUGUAUGUUUCUCAUUUUGAAGUUCAAAUAGCUAACAAAUGUUUGUUGUACUUUUGUAUUUUACUAUAGUGCUGAGUUUCUAUGGUGCUGCUCCUGCUUAAUCUGAAUUCUCUCUUAAUUCAAGCUUGUACAAACGCUGCAAGAUUUUGUACAGUGUUAAAUUUAUAUUUGAUUACCUUAUAAAACACUUAUCUGAGUAAGUAGUUCCAUGAUUGUUCAAAGGUGUUCUAUUCCCAUAUUAAAACCCUUAAUUCAUCUUGUCCCGCUAAACCAGCUUAUUAAUUUACUGGAGUCCUUAUUUCACAAACUUUGAAAUCUUCUAAAAUUGAUUGUAAGUAAGUAUUCUUAAAACUGUACUCUUAAAACUAUAAGCAUUCUUAAAAUCACAGUAAGUUGUAAUCAUAGUAAGAUAGUAUACUUAAAACUGUAGUAACCAUAGCACUCAUAAAAUUAUAGCAGACACUCUCGAAACCAUAAUAAAUGUAGCACUCUUAAAACCAUAGUACCUAUAGCAAUCUUUUGGCAUUCUUAAAACCCAAAUAAACAUAGCACUCUUAAAACCAUAAUAAGUACAGUAUUCUUCAAGCCAUAGUAAGUAUAGCAUUUUUAAAACCAAAAUAAACAUAGCACUCUUAAAACCAUAGUAAGUAUAGCCUUCUUUAAGCUAUAGUAAGCAUAGCACUCUUCAAAAGUUAAACCAUAGUAAGUUAGCACAUUUAUACUAUAAUGAAAGAACAUUUUCAAAACCAUAGUAAGAAUAGUAUUCAUAUACUGUUUGAAUGGCAUUUAGUAAUUGAACACAUUAAAAUAAACACAACAGUUCUAUGGAUAACAAUUACUAUAUUUCUAUAAAGCUACGUUUCAACAACUAUAGAAAUAUAGUAAUUGUUAUUCAUAGAACUGUUGUGUUUAUUUUAAGAAUAGUAUUCUUGAUAAUAUAGGUGAGCAAUCAAUUUCAAAAGAUUUAAAUUUUUGUGAAUGAAGUCCCAAGUAGCAGAUGUUAUGUUACAAUGUUAAGUUAUUGUGUAAUAAAAUGUAUAAGUGGUAUAACUUGUUCUGUGCUACAAGGAUAUGAAUAUAUUACAUGUACAGUUAUGUUAUUAUUAUUUGUUGUUAUUGAAUCAAAUGAAUUUUAGAUGCAAUAAAAAUGUCAAAACAUU
This is a messenger RNA of Patella vulgata (common limpet), 6797 nucleotides long. RefSeq names its product NAD(+) hydrolase SARM1. Gene Ontology annotation, cellular component: dendrite. The record is from RefSeq and is a predicted model, not a curated record. NCBI's taxonomy places the organism in Eukaryota, Metazoa, Mollusca, Gastropoda, Patellidae. The coding region runs from base 276 to 3092 and encodes 938 amino acids. Gene Ontology annotation, molecular function: NAD+ nucleosidase activity; signaling adaptor activity; protein binding. Gene Ontology annotation, biological process: response to axon injury; signal transduction; negative regulation of MyD88-independent toll-like receptor signaling pathway. The transcript is spliced from 9 exons.